GAAGAAGAAGAAGAAGAAGAAGAAAAAAUGGCAGAGCACGUGAACAAAACGAAAUUGAUCCCACCGAUUUCGGAAUCAGAAUUGCCUAUUGACAUGCAAUUCAACGAAGGACAUUUACUGAGUAUCAUAACUUACAGCGUCUUGAUGGUGAUAUCAAUUGCCGGGAACACCACUGUUCUAGUCCUAAUUUUUGAACGACGUAAAACUCAUCAGUCUCGAAUCAACACAAUGUUAAUGCAUUUGGCCAUCGCCGAUUUAUUGGUAACUUUGUUGAUGAUGCCGCUCGAAAUUGGAUGGGCGGCGACAGUUUCUUGGCGUGCCGGAGAUUUAAUGUGUCGUAUUAUGGCCUUUUUUCGUGUUUUUGGUCUUUAUUUGUCUUCAUUCAUACUUAUCUGUAUAAGCAUUGACAGGUAUUAUGCAGUUUUGAAACCAAUGCAAUUAAUAAAUAUCAAUAAAAGAGAAAGAAUAAUGUUAAUAGGAGCUUGGAUUGGUGCAGUUUUGUGUUCAGCGCCUCAGAUGAUUGUGUUUCACGUUCAACGACAUCCAAAAUUUAUCUGGUACGAGCAAUGUAUUACUUAUCAUUUUUUAACUCCAAAUGUAACUGAAGAAGUUGGAUACUCUAUUUUUUCAAUGGUUAUGAUGUACUGCUUACCCUUGGUAGUAAUUAUCUAUACAUACUCCAGUAUUUUGAUUGAAAUUUACAGCAAAACAAGAGAAAAUUCUAAAGACAAAAUACGCCGAUCAUCGAUUGGAUUUUUGGGACGUGCUAAAAUACGAACAUUAAAAAUGACAAUUAUCAUUGUCGCUGUAUUCUUUAUCUGCUGGACACCUUAUUACAUAAUAAGUACUUGGUACUGGAUUGACAGAGAAAGCUUUCAUAAACUAGAUCCAAAAAUUCAAAGAGGACUUUUUCUAUUUGCCUGUACCAAUUCAUGUAUGAAUCCGAUAGUUUAUGGAGCAUUUAAUAUUCGUCGGAAUACUCAAAGAACAGUACGAGCUCCUACUAUAGAGACACGAAUUACACCAUUUACUUUGUCAGUCAAGCUCAUCGAAAACAAAUAA
Molecule: messenger RNA, 1062 nt
Organism: Cotesia congregata
Lineage: Eukaryota; Metazoa; Arthropoda; Insecta; Hymenoptera; Braconidae
Source: the annotation of a GenBank genome assembly